This is a messenger RNA of Aspergillus mulundensis, 708 nucleotides long. RefSeq lists its product as uncharacterized. The coding region runs from base 1 to 708 and encodes 235 amino acids. NCBI's taxonomy places the organism in Eukaryota, Fungi, Ascomycota, Eurotiomycetes, Eurotiales, Aspergillaceae. The transcript has 4 exons. The record is from RefSeq and is a predicted model, not a curated record.
AUGGCUCCGUUCCUCAACUUUCUGGGGCGAAAGCCCGCCGGUCCUAGUGGCGGGGAAGCCGACGCUCAGUCCGAUGCCCGGCCCUCUGAAGACCAGCCUUCGACUCCAUUGAGCAUCAGAAAGAGCCACGAAACUGAACCACCUGAGUAUAAGCUGAGCGUUGUCGAUUGCAACGGGGAUUAUCUUCCACCAUCACCACCAGAGAAGGAGAGCUUCUGGCGCAAAUAUCCAGGAUCAAAGUCAUCCUCGAACCAUCGCAACCUUGUCGACGAGAAUGAACCAUUCUCCAUCUCCCGCGAGUCCUUCGACUCUUAUCGUCGCUCUUUCGACAUCUCCGCGCGCUCGCCGGUAAUCUACCCAGACAAUAUGCCCUCUCGAACAUCUCUCGACUCUCGCUUCUCCCGCAUAACCUCAACGUCCGGCUACAGCGGUCAACGGCCCGCGCCCACAAUGGAAGAGGACCAAUUCGAAGAUGUCGGGCUCAACGACGACGACACCGAGUCCACUAAGCCCAAAAAGAAAGGCAUCUUCUCGCGCUUCGGCGACUUCUCAAGCGACGCGCAUGCAGGAGGGUCCAAGCCAUCGUCACAUCUCGGCUUUCACAUCCCGGGCCGGAAAAAGUCCGCCCAGGCGCCGCCUAGCUCGGAGAUGCGCGCCAUGAAAUCACCAUACGCUUCUCAGUCUGAGGUGGCGGGGGUGCGCGAGUGA